AUGCGCCCAUCCUGGCUCACGCUUUCCAUGAUAUGGGUGUUCCUCAAUCUCUCAGUCUUGUGGGCCUCCGCCCACAGCGCAAACGGACAAGAUACAGAGGCCGAAGUUGAAGAUACGAUUUGUGCAUAUGACCCUCACAAGCAGCUCCAGCGACGCGCCACAGAUGUUUCUGGGAAUGGUACGGAUGUGGGUGUUGGCGUUGAUGUGGGUAGCAAUUGUUUAGAUGUUCCGUCUGUGGGACUUACGCUAGGAAAUAUCACAACAAAACUAGGAAAUAUCAAUUUGACUGUUACCAAUGUUACUAUAUCUGUUGGGAACAUUGACAUUGAGAAUAUAACAAUCGGGAAUAUAACUGUGAUAGUCUCCGUUCCACUACCGGGAGCAAGUCCGAUAAAUGCAUUCAGUGCCUCCACCGCUAGUCAAAGUAUCACAACCUCCACUGCUUCUGCCACAUCUACUAUAUCUCCCUCUACGACUGUCUCUCAAACAUCCACAGGGCUUUUCAGAAUGAAGCGUCAAGACUCUUCCACCUCACUCACUACCAUUACGCCUUCGCCUACAUCCACUUCCGGAGUAGGCUUGCCUAAUCCCACAGUCUCCGCUUCAGUCGGCGGAGGCCCUGUCGGCUUAGGAGCAGGGAACGUGGACACAGAGAUUGGCAACAUCACGAUCUUCGUUGGAAAUGUGAAUGUUUCGGUUGGGGAUGUCAGUAUCAAGAAUGUGACCAUUGGAAAUAUUUUUGUUCUAGUUCAGAUCGGACAACCGGAUCUGAAUGGCGCUAUCGGGAACUUGUCGAGUCAGCUCGGGGCAUAG
Lentinula edodes (shiitake mushroom) is the source of this 813-nucleotide messenger RNA. RefSeq lists its product as uncharacterized. Lineage: Eukaryota; Fungi; Basidiomycota; Agaricomycetes; Agaricales; Omphalotaceae. The coding region runs from base 1 to 813 and encodes 270 amino acids. The record is from RefSeq and is a predicted model, not a curated record. The transcript has 7 exons.